AUGGAUCCAAUUCCAUCUCUUAGUAAGAUUUAUUCUUUGUUGAUUCAAGAAGAAACACAUAGAUCAAUCCCAAAUGCUUCUGUUGUUAAGGUUGAUUAUACUAUUUUUGCUGCUAAAGUGUCCACUAAUCAUGUCACUCAUGGUUCCAAUUUUGCUAAUUCUGGUGGGAAGGGUAAGGAUAGACCAAUUUGUACACAUUGUUGUAAGACUAGUCAUACUGUGGAUAAGGGCUACAAGUUACAUGGUUUUCCACCAAGGUUUAAGUUCAAGAAUAAACCUUCUAUAGCACACCAAGUCUCCUCAGGUUCAGAUUCAGAUAUUGCUUCUCCAUUGCAUCAAUCUUCUGCCUUCACACCUGAGCAGUGUCAGCAGCUUUUAGCUUUGUUUGGUGUACCCAAUUCUUCCCUUCCAGCAACACCUCAUGCAUCAGAGAGUCCAAUGGCCAAUGUAGCAUCUUCUUCCAACUCUACUAAAGUGGCAAUGGCAGUUGAUUUGUUAACCUCAAUCGCUGACCUUACUUCCUGGAAAACGAUUAGGGUAGGCAAGACACUUGAUGGAUUGUAUCUGUUGCAGUUAGAUAGCCUUCAACAAUCCUCUAGUUCUUCCCUUGCUGCCUUCUUAGCUGCUUACAACAUCAAUGAUGUUUUUAGUCACUUCACUGCAACAAUUUCCACACGUUUACCUUCUCAAUCUUUUUCCAUUUGGCAUGCAAGAUUAGGUCACCCAUCUGAUGUCAGACUUAAUACUUUAUGUCAUGUUAUUCCUUCAUUACAACCUUCAUGUAAUAAAGAUUGUAAAAUCUGUCCUAUGGCAAAACUUAAGAGAUUUCCUUUUCCUUUUCAUAAUAAAAUCAGUAAUUGUGCUUUUGAUUUGGUUCAUAUGGAUGUAUGGGGACCAAAUUCAACUCCUACUUUGGAUGACUUCAAGUAUUAUUUAACUGUUGUGGAUGAUGCUACAAGAGCAACUUGA
Messenger RNA from Quercus lobata, 969 nucleotides. RefSeq lists its product as uncharacterized. The coding region runs from base 1 to 969 and encodes 322 amino acids. The record is from RefSeq and is a predicted model, not a curated record. The transcript has 3 exons. NCBI's taxonomy places the organism in Eukaryota, Viridiplantae, Streptophyta, Magnoliopsida, Fagales, Fagaceae.